UGUCAAUUGGAAACUUUUAAAAUUAAAUUUAACGGCAAAGACGAACUGCGUUUGCGUUAGUUAUUUAGUAUUUUGAAAGAAUAUUUUGCAAAGUCCAAUUGAAUACAAAUAGAUGAAAAGCUCAACACAAUGGAUAACCCUUUAACUCCAAAUAAAAUCCAACGAUUGAUGCAUUUUGCCGAAGACAAAUCCUUCAGUAGUCUACAUCGCAGAGUGUUGAGAAAUGAUGAAUCGGGAAGCAUCAACCGGGAACAGAUGCAACAAACUUUCAACCAAACAGAUGCAAACUGUGUGUCAUCUGGAAUACUGGAUUUGGAACAUAUAGAAGGUUUUGGUGAUUCCGGUCUCCAAAGCAUCUCUCUGAACAAAUCUACUACAUUUAACCCUGGUGAAAUGACUGGCCGGUCGACAGAAGCUGUCAAUGCCACAGGUCAAGAACCUGGGCCAUCAAGGGCAUUUGAAGAAUAUGGUCGACACUCGAUGUCCUUAGACAAUAUCACCAACCACAUGGAUAAACAAACUAAUGAAAUACAGGACCUAAUGAGACACUCUAUUGCUUCUAAUUAUUCAUUCCAUUCUAAAAAAGACUUAACUGCUGCAGAAGCAUCAUUUGUGUUGAAGGAAGGUCGUUUGCCUGUUCAGAUGAGCACUCAAAUCAACUUUCAAGAGAGUAUGUCAAUGACUGCACCAAAUAUAUCUUCAUAUUUUCAACAUAGGUGUCCAGAAUUUAGAAAUAUACUUGGUCACAAUGACAGUCCCAACAGGCCAAGUAUUACUGAGGUAUCAGCAAUGGGGAUGAUAGAUGCAUCACAAAGUAAUCAAGCUAAUGUCUAUAAAAUGGAUCAAACAUUGGACUGUGUGCCAGUAAGACAGCGUCGCGCUGAAAAAACCCAUGAAAAAGCCAUUGCAACCAAUUUGUUCUCAACCUAUAGUGGUUCACCUGUGUUGCCUGUACGAAAAACCAUGAAUGUGGAAAAUAGCCCAAAUAAUAUGCCACCUCCAACGAGUGCUAAAACUAUAAAUCAAAAACCGUUCAUGCAUUCCUUAAAGCCGACAGAUGUUCUGCUCAAGAAUUUGCAUUCGACUUUGCACAUGGCGUCCGAUGAUACAGAAUGUUCCAUGGAAAAUUCAUUGAGUAUUUCUAAAAUUGCUGACUAUUUAGGGAAGGAAUCAAACGUCAGCGUGACGGGAAUGCUGCAACUAAACAAUCGCGCCAAACAAGUCAAUAGGAAGCAACCACUCACAGAACUCCAGUUGAACAUACUAGAGAAUAAAGAAUCAAACAAGGAUACAUACGUCACUAACCUGAGAGAUACUAAAAGUGUUGAGACAGCGAGUUCUUCUGGGACAAUCAACACUGUGAUAUCUCUCGAUAAUCUCAAAAUUUGUGAUAAAGAUGUAAUACCAAAUGUCGUAGUCUCUCAUCCUAAGCCAAACAGUGAUGAUGGACAUUUAAGAAGUCCUAGAAUGACACGUUCAAAGUCAAAGUCUCCGUCAACCAAAAGUCAGUCAUCUUUACGUCCUGUUCAGGAAAAUGUUGACAGCUAUGGAUCUGGGGACAGCCCGCUCUCUAGCAAAGGCAACCCUAACGCAUCCCGCAUUUCCUCCCCAAGUGUAAAUUAUAGGGAGUUAGAUAGCUCCAUACAUUGGGAUGAGGUGCUUAAUCAUAAGCGCUUCACUCAGGAAGGGUUGGCUAAAGAGCAAUGGGCGGAAAUCACUACGAGUCGCGUGGAUGGUUUUGUUGGUGUAACUGCUGCGGUGACCAUAUCAGUCACAAAUCUGACAGACAACUGGUUAACUGCGAGAUUCCAAUUCGAUGACAUACCCAACGUCAGUAGAGAGUUAACAAUCGAGUUGCCGCGUUUUCCCAUACUCCUAUCGCCGAAGAAGAUUGAAAAUUUCAACUUAUGUGUCACAUCUAAUCUAGAAAUGGCCAGAUAUCUGCCUUAUACAAUGCAUCUGAGAGACUCCACGAUUGAUUGCGAUUUCGAAUACAAAGGAAACGUGGAUGUUAGCUUCAAGUUGCCCUUAAUACAAGCAUUCUCCAGCGACGGAGUGAACAAAGUGACAUUCCCACCGAUACAAGAGAAGUCUUCAGUAACGAAACAUUUUGUGCUCAUAAGCGAUUGUCCGGUUGACCUUCAAUUGGAGUUAUCAAUUACUAAUGGAGAAAGUAUGUUCGGUAUUAAAUCUAUACAAGAAAUUACGAAAAACGAUGUAAACAAAGUGCUAACGGCUCGUACAGGGUGUGUGGAAGACGGGCAAGUGAAAGCUAAGAAGGGAAUCAAUAAACAACUUUGCAGACUGAGCAGCGGCAAUGCUAUUAAAGUGGCUGUAACUUUUAGUUCGCCAAAGUUAUCGGAUUUGGAUAUGGGUAACCAAACGCCCACGUUGAGUGGCGCACUGAGCGUGGCCAUGAUCGGCGUGGACACGCUGCUGAAGAGGGUGAGCCUGGUGGGCGCCGUGGGCACCGCCAGCCUUGCAGUACAGCCGCCGGUCGGCAAGCUGCUGCUCACACAUGAACCAACAAUACUAAAUUUGUCCAACACGGGGACUAUAACAGGAGUAUGGACGGUAAAGUUCAGAUAUAAGAUCGGCACCGAAGGACAGUUUCACUUCAAAGUUUCCGCUAGCAAGGUAGAGAUACAGCCUGGAUGUGUGAACCAACUGAAACUGAUGUAUGUUGGACCUCCUGAUACAUUACAUGAAGGAACAUUGAUACUAGAAGACUCUUCCAGUGGUAACUCGGCAACAAUUGAACUCACAGGUGGAUCAGAUAGGCCGAAGGCUUUUCCUAUCAAAACAAAUUACAACAAUAUGUCAUGGGCUCGCGCGGGUAGGAAGGAGCUAAGCUUGAAAAACUCUACAAACCAACGGAUUCAAAUCCGGUGCCAGAUUAUGGGGGAUGGAUUCAUGUUGGAUGGUCCGGGUGUUGAGACUAGGGGGACAUAUGUGCUCUCGUUCGGGCCUUGUGAGUGCAGACCUCUACCAAUCCUCUUUACUCCGAACUCCUCAUUGCCUCAUGCAGCAGCUUUGCAUUUGGUGUUUGAUAAGAACAGCGACUAUUCGAGAAAGAUCAAGCUGCACGGCUGCGACAGCACGGACAGCGUGCGCUGGUCGGGGCUCAUGACGUACGGCGACACGGCGCUGGUGCGCGCCGUCUCGCGCGCGCACAUCGAGCUCAAGCUGUUCAACAAGGCCGCCGGGCCCGCCUUCCUCUGCGCGCGCGUGCACUUCAACUUAAAAUACAGAUUCAUAUCAGCGGAGGCGGAGCUGGUGGGCGCGCGGCGCGUGCUGGGGCGGCGCGCGCAGCACUCGCUGCAGCUGCGCGUGCCGUGGCCGCGCCUGGAGCGCCGCGCGCGCGCCGCGGACGGCACGGCGCUCGCCACCGUCACCGUGCUCACCGGGCCCGAGUUCACCAGGCGCCGGAUACUGAGAAUAUUGAAAAGCGAAUCUAAUGGAGCCAUGGAUUUAUCGCUGUUGCCCGAUCACCUGCGAGUGUUGGCGGAGCCUUUCGAUGGAGAGGAUGCCGCCAUGGAUAGCUAUCUGGAAGAGUUCAAUGAAACUAAGGCGUCACUAAACGAGCUGAUCGAUAGCUUGCAAGAGCUGACCGCACAAAUCGACCUGCCCCAAGACUUUGCCGAGGACAACACCAUUCUCAUCACAGAUGAUACGGUCGUAGAACACCAUACACUGUGCGAUUGAAGUGUUUAAAUUUUGAUACAGUGAUUGAUGUGUAUAAUAGCAUGCAAACUUUGUGACGUAUCGGAAUAUAGUGCGUUAAACUGCGUAAUACAAGAUUUUAGAUAGCAGCGGUAACGUAUGGGCGCGACGGCAGGGCAUCACGGCCUUAGACCAAUUACAUUCUAUUGGACGUGUAUCGCACUCAACUUACGAAUAAUAUUGUCUGUCGUUUUUUGAGGGGGUACGAGGUAAACUCACACACCGAAAAAAAAUUAAUACCGAUAAAUAUACCACAAUUAAACAUCGUUUCUGUAGACGCAGUUUGUAUGAACACGUUUUGAUCAUGAUCAAAUAAUUUUGACAUUGGUGUAACCUCUAGCGAGGCAGGUCCUAUAGAUUGUAAUUUGUCUGAGCCCCGCUCGCGUCUUGAGUUUAUGUAUGACCUGCAAGUAGCGACACUCGCAGCUAAUUUCCGUGACGUCAUAAAGAUUGAAUCCUACUUUAAAUGCAGUGUUUCAUGUGAUUACUUAUUGAUUUAUAUUAUGUGUAAGUAGAUGCAGUGUGUUUUAUUCAACUAGGACAAUAUAGGGCAUUAGAAAAGCAUUGAAAUAUAGGGAACUUAAAAUCAAUAUCAGAAGCUAUAAGAGAUAUCGAGAAUGUGGUAAUAGUGGAAUUACCGUGUGGAACUUAGGAAGCUUUUAAAUGGCAUAUUCUUUUGUAGAUCAAGCAAAGUUAGAGAAUUUGAUUUUUUUUCUUUAAAUUUAAAAAAUCUCAUUUAUCAAACCCCACUUUUAUUAUUUUUUAAAUUACUUCGAACUUUGCAAGUGGAAAAUAUAUUUUUUCCAAUAGUCACAAAUGCGCCAUAUUCAUAUUCUAUGAGUGCCAGAAAAGUUUUUGAAAAAAGCACCUGUAAACCAACCAGACUAUAUCUCCUAUGGUUUCAUAUUUCUUUAUACAGUCCUAGUUAGAUAGAAUACAUUGCAUCAUUAGGAAGUUUAUAAUUAUAGGUGUGUACUUAAAAUAUUUGAAUAGGUAGGUAUCAUUAUUAAGUCAUGAAAUUAAAAAAAACGUCCAAGUCUACUUUUUCAACUGAAAGUGUAGUCCAUGUCAUUUAGGGAGUUUUUGGUUUCCUUUUUAUUUGUUAAUUAUUUUUGUAUUUGUUUAGUUUACUGACUGGCGAUUAUAGCUACAGACUGAUAUUAAGACGGCUAAAUUGUUUAAACAUUUUGUCUACAAAUUUAUAUAUAUAUAUGGAGAGGUUGAAUCUCGCAAAUACCAUUAUUUCCACAAAGUUAAUUCAAUUGACUGAUUAUAAUAAAAAAUCUGUUAUGUUGACUUCCAUUUAUGCAUUGAUUUUUGUAGAUUAUUAUGUUGGAAGAGUAUAUUUCAAACAUUCCAUUACCUUAUGAUGACAUUGUAUUUAGGUUCUUAGGUUCCCAGAAAGUUGACCCUACUUAUUUGUUCAGUAUUUGUGUGUAAUUAAAUCGGGACCAAUUAGUAUUAGGUAUUAGGACUAUUGAACUUAAUUUAAAACAAUAUCAUUAAUUAAUAAAAAACAAACACCACCAAGUACAGUGCGCAUUACCUAGGUUUGCAGCUUUAAUAUCAGUUCAAUUGACUGCUCAGAGCGCGUAUCCUCGAUAGAAACAAUUGAUAUAGGGCAUACAUGAAAUACACUUACAAGACGGAGGUCCUGGGUUCGAUCCCCGGCUGGGCAGAUUGAGAUUUUCUUAAUUUGUCCAGGUCUGGCUGGUGGGAGGCUUCGGCCGUGGCUAGUUACCACCCUACCGGCAAAGACUUACCGCCAAGCGAUUUAGCGUUCCGGUACGAUGCCGUGUAGAAACCGAAAGGCCGUGUAGCCCGCUUCCAUCUUAGACUGCAUCAUCACUUACCAUCAUCAGGUGAGGUUGUAGUAGAGGGCUAACUAGUAAAUAAUAAAAAAAAGAGACGUCUUGGGUAUUUUGAUCCCGCUCAUUGACAAUUUCAUUUUCAUCAUCUUAGGGAAACAAAUAAAUAUUUUAUUAAAAGAUAAAACUCAUGUUGCCCUUUAAUUUGAGCGAAUCGAUUUUUAGUAGCCCACAAAAUCUGCAGGCAACCGUUUACCAAAGCGACUGUCAUAUUUGAACCCGCCUUUUUAGUGCCUAAAUAGAUUUAAGUACCUAUUUAUCUAUUAAUUAAAUAUGUAUAUGGAAUUUAUUCUAAUAAAAAUACCAUUUUAUUUCAUAAUCA
Bicyclus anynana (squinting bush brown) is the source of this 5913-nucleotide messenger RNA. RefSeq lists its product as uncharacterized. Lineage: Eukaryota; Metazoa; Arthropoda; Insecta; Lepidoptera; Nymphalidae. The record is from RefSeq and is a predicted model, not a curated record. The transcript is spliced from 18 exons. Bases 130 to 3705 code for a protein of 1191 amino acids.